Messenger RNA from Cornus florida, 773 nucleotides. RefSeq lists its product as uncharacterized. The transcript has a single exon. NCBI's taxonomy places the organism in Eukaryota, Viridiplantae, Streptophyta, Magnoliopsida, Cornales, Cornaceae. Gene Ontology annotation, cellular component: mitochondrial large ribosomal subunit. Bases 145 to 564 code for a protein of 139 amino acids. The record is from RefSeq and is a predicted model, not a curated record.
CAAACAAGUACCGUGCUUAAUUUCCAACUAUCACAUCCCUUUCAUUUUUAUAUCAAUAUAUUUUACUCGUUAGGUAUUUGUGGUCACUUAAAACAACUGUGCAAUGCCCGCAAGGCCAAGACGAGGGAGAGAGAAUCAGGGAAGAUGCUGAAGUUCUUGUCAAAGGUGAGGAUAGAGUUCAACGCGCUUGACCCACGCACGGCCGCGUGCAUGGAGUUCUUGGCACAGUGCAAUGCCCGCAAGGCCAAGGAGUCCAACCCUGGCUGUCAGGUGCUCGUCAAACGCCGGACUGACGAGCAGCCGCCGCAGAUUACAGUCACCUUCGUCAACGGCGUCGAGGAGGCCUUCGACGCCACCACCACCCCGGCACAGACCAUCAGGAACAUGAUUCUCGAGAAGGGUCAGUAUCUCGAGACCGAGCAGAUGUUCCGCGACGCCGGCGAGAAAUGGCCUGUCAUCAUUCCCGACGAAGAGCUCCACCAACCAGCCCCUGGUACCAAGGUAAUUGUUUCCCUCACUCUAAUUAUUUAUGGGUUUUCUGUUUUUGCGUGUUGUUCGUUGUAAUUUAAUUGUGGCAUUUCGUCGAAUAGUUGGUGUGGAUUUGAUUAUUUGGUGAAUGAGUUUGAGUGGUUUCCUUGUGAAUACAUAUUAUUGUGGUAAUUUGAUUCUUUGAUCUGGUCACCAAUUGAUGAGUCCUUAAAUUUGCUUUCUUUUGUGUCAUUCUAUGAUUUAUUUAGUCAAACAGUGCAUGAAUGUUAUUCUGUUUCAAUUCA